Belonocnema kinseyi is the source of this 5374-nucleotide messenger RNA. Its product is annotated as prohormone-4. Gene Ontology annotation, molecular function: protein binding. NCBI's taxonomy places the organism in Eukaryota, Metazoa, Arthropoda, Insecta, Hymenoptera, Cynipidae. The coding region runs from base 25 to 630 and encodes 201 amino acids. The record is from RefSeq and is a predicted model, not a curated record. The transcript has 4 exons.
CCUUCCCAAUUAGGACCAUCGAGAAUGGUUCGUGCAUUGUGCACCAACUUGGCGAUCGGCCUCGCCCUUAUGGUCUGCGUCGGACAACCCUGGACCGUUUUGGCCAUCGACUUAAGCCGAUUUUAUGGCCACUACAACGCGAAAAGAACCGGAGAGCCUUGCCAUCCGUACGAACCAUUCAGGUGUCCAGGCGAUGGUGUUUGUAUUUCGAUACAAUACUUAUGUGACGGUGCCCCUGAUUGUCAAGAUGGAUAUGACGAGGAUUCGCGAUUAUGUACAGCAGCUAAAAGACCACCUGUGGAGGAAACAGCGAGCUUCUUACAAUCUCUUAUAUCGAGUCACGGACCUAAUUACCUCGAAAAAUUAUUUGGCAGCAAGGCAAGAGAUUCUCUUCAACCUCUAGGAGGGGUGAACAAAGUUGCGAUUGCCCUGUCAGAAUCUCAAACGAUUGAGGAUUUUGGGGCAGCAUUGCACCUGAUGCGAUCGGAUUUGGAGCACUUGCGUUCAGUCUUCAUGGCAGUGGAAAAUGGCGACCUGGGAAUGUUAAAAUCCCUCGGGAUCAAGGAUUCGGAGCUGGGUGAUGUCAAAUUUUUCUUAGAGAAACUUGUCAACACCGGCUUCCUCGACUAGAUUUUGUAAUCUUCUUGUCAACGCAUCUGCCUCCUCCAAUGCUUGAAAAAUCUCAGCAUUACGAGCCACUUUUGCCCCUUUAAAUCCUCUAAAUCUCUUCCUCGACAAUCCUUUUCCACCAAUCACCGAAAAUAACAAAGGAUUCUAUGUUACUAGGAACAAGGCUUUUUCAUCUCAAAAGUGGCUUGGUUAAUUUUAGGAGGGCAGAAUCGAUACAGAAUGAUCAAAAUGCACCUUCGCUAUUCGAUCAAUAUCUUCGAUCAUCAAAAGAUCAUCAAGAUCAAAGAUAAAAGAUCAUUUCUUAAAGGACACGAUUCUCCAAUUUUCGCAUGCAGAUAGGCAUUUUUUGAGAAGAGGGACUUGGGGCUAAAAUUAGUAUAAAUAUUAAUUUAGUAGUGCGCAAGGCCUAAGACGAUUGUGGAAAAAAAUAAAAUUACCAUCGCAAUAACAAAAAAAGAGAAAAAACUAUUGAAUCUCAUGAUGAUAAUGCACAUAAUUUAAUUUUUACCUCUUAGGUGACAACUCAAUUUUAAAUUGUUGAUCCCUUCGGUUAGAGUAAUUUGCGACAAUCCAAUGCGGAAAACGAGAGACACUAGAGAAAAUGCGCUCCUAAAUAAUUCAGAAUUUAUCAAUGACCAUCCUGAAUACUCUUCCAAUAUAAGAUGUCUUCUGAAAAUUCUUGGAUUAAAUCUACAGGAGUUUUAUUAUCGCUAAUAAAUAUCCUAUAUAUUUAUCCCCUAGGAGAGACUUUUAUAGACGUUUUGCGCUAUUAAGGUUAUAGUGCCAAUUCUCGUUUCCGCUCGCUAUAAUACGAAUUUUAAUUCCAAACGUCAAUUCUAAACGAGCUUACUACUUGAUUAAAAUACUGAUUAGAUUUUGUAAAAGAUUUAAAACUACUUUUAUUUCAUUGACUUUUCAAUUGAUUAAGUUAGGCUCUUGAGAAAAGAAUUUGAUUCUUUAAGAAAAAAGAGCUUUGAUGCACGCUUUAAUCUCGACAAUCACUGUAAAUUGCUAUCAUUGAGUUUUAACUCUCCCUUCGAUAUUUAAUAUUUAUCGAUUCACGGACUUGUCGCCUAGCCAAUAAAAUCGUCGAUUCAACGAUCUAGGGUCAAGAGACCAAGGAUUGCAGGUAGCGACCUUAUUAUAACCAGUCCACCCAAUGAAGACAUAUCAUAGUUCUAUAUUGCAAAGGCCUGAUGCGCGACUGUAUUGGAAGCCUCGAUUAUAAAUAUCGUACAUAUUAAAAAACGUAUCUCGAUGUAUAAUAAAUACAUAUUACUAAUAUUAUUAUACGAAGUAAGGAAAAUCCUACUUGAUUCUAGAAUACACCCACAAGAUUACUCCUUUUCAUUUCACCAAGAGAAAUAAUUAUAUCCCUUUAAUUUUAUAAAUUGCUAAAAGGAAAAAAGUAAUUUCAAUAUUCCUUAACAGAAUUGAAUUCGUUUAAACUUUUACUGGACUGGGAAGUAAAGUUGAAACUACUUUCCAAAAAAUGUCCACGCCUGGUCAAAAAAACCCUCAUUACAUUUUGAGAGGUCAUGAAUUUAAGUGAAGUUUACAAUGAAAAAGGAAUUUUGAAUGAGUGAAUUCUUGAGGGUUUUUGUAAGAAUAUUUCAUAAUCAAGUGUAGUCUUUGUUGAGCCUGACCGAAAAGGUACAUUUAUCAGAGGGUAGAAGAUAUUUUGGUAUAAAAUAAAAAAGGCUUUCGUAAGCCCUUAUUAUAUAAUCAGAAGAGAGAUUAUUGAAAUUAUCAGCAUUGAGAAUCUAGCGAAUAUAGGGACUCCGAAAAUAUGGUAUUUUGUGUAACUAUUUACAACCAUGUAUCACGAAUCAUAGUGAAGAGUUAAAAGUACGUUCUUAGCGAUAUUUUGUGUAGGAGAGAUUAUACAGCACUUUUGAACAUGAAUUUCCAGAUAUCGAAAAUUAAUAUCUAAAAGUGCUUGUAUGUAUCUUUCAUGUUCUAUAGGCUCACCGAAUUCUCUUAUUGAAAUUGUAACCUAUUCGUUUAAAAUUAAUUUUUCUCUUUAUUUUAUUUUGCAAAUCUGCAGAGAUCACAUUGAUGGCGUCCACGAUCCAAAAUAGGGCCUGGUUCGUAAAAACGAUAAACAUGUGGAUAUAGAUUCGAAAUAUUUAGAGACUUUUAAACUAUCUAAAAAUGAUGGACAAUUAUUUCAAAGAAGUGCUGAGAAUAGAAUUAUAAAGUAGAUAUCGAAUCUGUUUUCGCAAGUUUAUGGAAUGCUGCAAUGUGAACCGCUGUCAGAACAAUUACAUGGAGUCCAUCACUGCGGACAUUGAAUUUUGGAAGUUUCCCCUCGAGAGCGUACAUUGUGCAGAAUACAUUCACAAUUGUGAGAUUCUGUACGUUAAUAAGUGGAUGUAACAAUUUAUAAAAGAAAAUUAUAAGAAUUAUUGUUAAUCUUUUCUAUUGAAUCGAAACAUUUUGAUGCUUAUACCAUUUAAGGUGGCGUUCUGAUAUUAUAUCCGAUUGAAUUAAUUGUAUGAUAAUUUGUAUCGAUCUUGUAUUAGAGAUAGGCAUUAGAAUAUAAGAAGAAAUGCUUACAUGGCAAAUUGUUGGUAAAUUGCGUUUGUGAGGCCACUAUAUGCGCAGCGUACUUACAAGUACUUAUCUUCGUGACAUAUCAAUACAUAUCAAUUGAACAUAGGUCAUAAGAAAACUUAUGGAUGAGGCUUCCUUAAAUAUUUGACUCCUUUUUAUUUUUUUAUCUUUCCAGAACGUUAAGAAUAUUUUUGUCAUGACAUUUAUUAUGAGAUUGAUCUCAAUUUUCUACAUCAAUACUAAUUUGUAUAAAACCAAGAAGCUGCGUAACAUGAUUUAUCAAAUUUGAAAUCCAAAACGAAUUUCCCUGCUUUGCAUUGAAUUUUAUUUUUCUUUAAAUUAUAAUGCUUGAACAUUUAAUACAAACAAAAUGAAUACAUUUUUUUAUCUAUAAAUGUAGGAAGGAAGUUUAGUUUGGAUCAAUAUUCUAUAGCACUGUUUUUAAAUUAAUUCUGAAUAUUCGUAAUUGACAAUUAGUGUAACAAGAUGAAGCUUAUUGUUAGGGUAAUUGCAUCUAAAGUUUCGUAGUACAUCGUGUGACACAUUUUUCAGUUUCGUGCACAAGAAAAAACAAUUAAUACCAUUUUAACAGACUCUCUAUGUGUGAUAACUGUACAUAUCAUUCGAAUAAGAUGACUUUGUGAUUAAGCGAUUAGUUUAAGUAUUACGCAUUCUACAAUCCAGUUAUAUAUUAAUGUGUGUGUCUUAUUGCGUGGAUUAUACGUACACGGUUGAGUGUUAUUGUGGGUAUAAUACACAUUUUCUCUUUCUAAAUUGAAAUCAGUCAAACUUUACUAAUUAAAUGCUGAAUCAACAGACCUUUUUACAGAAAUAUCAGUAAUUAAGGUUAGAAAUGUUUUUCUGAUUCAAGUUUAGUGAGCAACACUAACUACAAAUAAUGAGUAGGUUGAAGACUACGAAUUAUUUACACACACACUAUAAAUGCACAGAGAGAUUACGUUUUUGAUCAUAAUCAAAAAGAACCCAUGCCUCUGAUUUUCAAUUUAUUAAUUAAAGAUUCUGCUUAAUUUUUUGAAAGAAAAGGGGUAAGAUAUUUUUAAUUUUAAUGAAGAUAUUUAUUUUUUAGUAUAAUUUCUUCAGAUUACUUAUUUUGCUCGAGGGUCCCUAUUUCUCAAGAGAGAAAUAGAGUGUUUUCGUUGAAUCAUUUAAGUGGAUGAAUACGAAAAAAACAAACAAUUCUUUUUAGGUAGAAAAUCAAUCGUGUUGAAUGAUUGUAAGAUAAUCUAUGAUAAUCCACCGUCAAUAUUUUCACAAUACAAAAAACGAUGCACACAUGCGUCUAGGAAUUUCUAGAAAAGGUCAGAUAUUAUUAUUUUCUAAUACAAAAUUUGUGUUGGUUAACAAUUAUAAAUUAAAGAAUCGAAAAUUAUUUCUAUAUUUUUGGUUGAAACUAUUCGUUUAGUAAAAACUGAAUAGGUAUUCAGCGAGGUAUGCAAAGAUAAUAUUCGUUGAGAAGUUAAUUAUAAGUUGUGAGCGCGAUUAAAACUAAUUUUUUGCUCAUAGAUAUUUACGACCUAAGAACUUAAAAAGGGACAAAAUGUUAUAUGUUACACUUGAAGUAUUUGAGGAGAAAAGACCCUUUUAUCAAUUUUAUGUGACCUGGUAAUUACGGACUGGCUGAAACCACCAGUAACUACUGUGCCACUUACAGGAACUAAUCGAUACGUUUUAUAACCUAAUUUCUAAAUUUUCAUUAAUCUACUUUUUUUAAUUCCUAAACGCUUCGCUGCAACAUCGCGCAGUACAAAAAAUGAAAUGAAUGGAAUUGUUAUUGUUUCUCCUCUAAGUGAAUUUAUAUCUGACAAAAUAAAAGGGGUUGGUGUUUAAAUUUUAGAAAUUCAGAACCAGUGAAUGAAUCUUUACAUUUAUUCAUCCGCAUUUGAUUAUAUGAAUUUAUUCUAAUAGUAAAAUAAUUAUCCUGACUGGAGAAAUUUUCUUUGCACCAAAGAAGUUAUUUAUAUGUAUAAUUAUUUUAAACAAUAUUUCAAUAUCGAGAAUGUUGAGUUUAGAUAUAUUUUUAUUACUGUACAUGUAUAGUCUGAUAAAAGCGGUUCUUCAAAUAAUUACUUUCUAUUGUUAACUAUGUAUUACAGAAUUAUAAUCUACAAUACAUCUUUAGCCAUUUAUGUAAAAUUGACUUUUUUUUAAAUACAACUGCUAAAAAAAU